AUGAAUGAUUUUCUUUACUUGCUCGACAUUCUUGCUGUUCUGGCAUCUCUUGCCCCGGCACAGAACUCUCUAGGUGCCUACAACGUUGAUCCCGACUUAGUUUCAAUAUCCGGCUUUUCCAGCGGCGGAUUUAUGACUGUGCAACUUGGUGUGGCGUAUUCAGAUGUCUUCAACGUUGGAUUCGGCGUGUUUGCUGGUGGUCCUUAUGAUUGUGCUCGCGACCAGAACGCUUUUGACAAAUGCAUGUCUAACGAAAUCCCAUCUAUUGAUAUACCAAUAGCAAACAUGAAAGCUUGGAGCGGCAAUGAAAUUGCCGAAGCCACCAACCUCAUGUAUCGUAAAGUAUACAUGCAAACUGGGUCUGCGGAUGUAGUCAUAGGUUCAAACGUGAUGGGGCAAUUGAAAGACCAACUGCAAAAGUUUACCGAUCCCGAUAAUGUCAUCUAUGUCACUACAAGUGGUGCGGCUCAUACCUUUCCAACGGACUUGAAUGGCCAUGAUGACAAUCCAUGCGACAAGUCUGAAUCACCAUACCUCAGCAAUUGUGGCUAUGACGGUGCCGGUGCAGUUCUCGACUGGUUAUACGGCGCCCUUAACCCGCGAAAUACUGGAUCUCUAUCCGGAAGAGUGAUUUCUUUUUCCCAGACCGGUCUUUAUGGUGCCCCCGGAAUGGAUGAUACCGCUUAUCUGUAUUUGCCCGCCUCUUGUCAAAGCUCAUCCACUGUCUGUAAGCUACAUACUGUACUUCACGGCUGUACUCAGGGCUAUGGCAUGAUUGGUGACAAAUUCGUUAAUAAUACUGGGUAUAAACAGUGGGCUGAUACAAACGACAUCAUCAUUCUGUUUCCUCAAGCAGUUGCGGACAACACUGUACACAAAGUCUGGGAUGGCACACCACGAAACAAUUCAUUGGGCUGUUGGGACUGGAUUGGCCAAUAUGGGAAUAAUACUGAUCAGAUCGGAGGUGAACUCUCCUUCAAUUACGACUAA
Messenger RNA from Talaromyces amestolkiae, 990 nucleotides. RefSeq lists its product as uncharacterized. The record is from RefSeq and is a predicted model, not a curated record. Gene Ontology annotation, molecular function: hydrolase activity. Gene Ontology annotation, cellular component: extracellular region. The transcript is spliced from 3 exons. The coding region runs from base 1 to 990 and encodes 329 amino acids. NCBI's taxonomy places the organism in Eukaryota, Fungi, Ascomycota, Eurotiomycetes, Eurotiales, Trichocomaceae.